Apaloderma vittatum (bar-tailed trogon) is the source of this 1567-nucleotide messenger RNA. It is a transcript of the gene SGMS2, whose product is annotated as sphingomyelin synthase 2. Gene Ontology annotation, cellular component: endoplasmic reticulum membrane; Golgi membrane. Gene Ontology annotation, biological process: sphingomyelin biosynthetic process; ceramide biosynthetic process. The coding region runs from base 200 to 1297 and encodes 365 amino acids. Gene Ontology annotation, molecular function: ceramide cholinephosphotransferase activity; sphingomyelin synthase activity. The transcript has 5 exons. The record is from RefSeq and is a predicted model, not a curated record. Lineage: Eukaryota; Metazoa; Chordata; Aves; Trogoniformes; Trogonidae.
CUCUAGAGGAAAUAAAGAUUUGUCUUCACAACUUGCUUUACAGUGUCUGAGUAGUGAAAGCACAAUGGACACUUUUUAGAGUUUUACAGAAGUCAAAAGUCAUCUAAGAACAAGAGCGUUGGACUUCAAGGAAUAACAGACUUUUAGAGAGCCCAGAAACUGGUCACUGAUAAACCUGAUUUGGCCGUGCAGCUUGGGAAUGAAUACCAUUGAGACAGCAAAGCUUGAAGAGCAUAUGGAGGGUCAAACCAAUGACACUGCUAAUGGCUACUCCCGACCCGCUCUCUCAGUCACUGAGGAGAACAAAAAUGUCACUAGCAAACCAAAGGGCUUGUCUAAUGGCUUGCGAAAAACAACAAAGAAAUACCCCGAUUACAUCCAGAUUGCUAUGCCUGCAGAGUCUAGGAACAAAUUUCCUCUGGAAUGGUGGAAAACAGGCAUUGCCUUUGUUUAUGCUCUCUUCAACUUGAUUCUAACAACUGUCAUGAUCACUGUGGUCCAUGAGAGAGUACCUCCAAAGGAACUAAGCCCUCCCUUGCCUGACAAAUUUUUCGAUUACAUUGAUCGUGUGAAAUGGGCUUUUUCUGUAUCAGAAAUAAAUGGAAUGAUACUGGUUGGGUUAUGGAUAUUCCAGUGGUUGUUUCUUAGAUACAAAUCAAUAGUGGGACGCAGGUUCUUUUUUAUAAUAGGAACUUUGUAUCUGUACCGCUGUAUUACUAUGUAUGUUACCACCUUACCUGUGCCUGGAAUGCAUUUUCAGUGUGCGCCAAAGUUGAAUGGAGAUUCUCAGGCAAAGGUUCAGAGGAUCCUGCGACUGAUUUCUGGUGGUGGUCUCUCUAUAACUGGAUCACACAUCCUGUGCGGAGACUUUCUGUUUAGUGGUCACACUGUGGUAUUAACGCUGAUCUACCUGUUCAUCAAAGAGUAUUCACCACGUCAUUUCUGGUGGUAUCACUUAAUCUGCUGGCUAAUGAGUGCUGCUGGCAUAAUUUGUAUCCUUGUUGCUCAUGAACACUAUACCGUAGACGUCAUCGUUGCUUACUAUAUCACCACGAGGCUUUUCUGGUGGUACCACUCAAUGGCUAAUGAAAAGACUUUAAAGGUCUCUUCGCAGACAAAUUUCCUCUCUCGAGCCUGGUGGUAUCCAAUAUUUUAUUUCUUUGAGAAGAACGUGCAAGGCUCUGUCCCAUGUAGCUUUUCCUGGCCAAUAUCUUGGCCUCCCAGCUGCUUCAAAUCUUCAUGCAAAAAGUAUUCACGGGUUCAGAAGACAGGAGAGGACAAUGAAAAAUCUACCUGAAGAAAAGGAAAGCAUCUGCUCUGUUUUGUUUUGGGUUUUUUUUACCAAAACAUUAAUGCUGUAACCAAAGUUCUUAAGAGGACUACGCUGUAACUGAAGAAGUGGACCAAGCUUCUGUGCAAUUGAUUGGAAAGACAAUUGUAAACACACGUAUUGCCAUUUCCUAGGUUUUCCUGUCAUCAGGCUGUGCAGACCUAUUCUGCUCUUCAGUGCUAACAGAGUGCACCGCCGAUGGGACUUUUUUAUUAAAGAAAAAAUGGAGCAGGACUU